Ceutorhynchus assimilis (cabbage seed weevil) is the source of this 431-nucleotide messenger RNA. Lineage: Eukaryota; Metazoa; Arthropoda; Insecta; Coleoptera; Curculionidae. The record is from the annotation of a GenBank genome assembly.
AAGCCAAAGAAGUCGAACAUUCUUCAUGCUGAUAAUAUUAAAGAUUUUCUGGAAAAAGCGCCAGACCAAGAAUUUUUGGGACAAAAGGUGGUGCUAAUCAUGGGCGUGUCAGGGGCAUGUCGAGGGAAGGAGCUGUGCCAGCUGGAUUGAAGUGAUGUUUUGGAAUAUGAAACAUUUUUUAGUAAAUUUACGAUAUACCAAAACACGAAAAGACAGAUCGUUCGUGAUUAAGAGAUCAAACAAAAACUCUACAGAUGUGGUAGGAUUGGUGAAAAAAAACAUCGCUUUAAGACCCCCAACAACAGGUCAUAGAAGAUUUUUCGUUGGCUACACGAAAGGAAAGUGUACUUCUCAGCCCAUGGGCAAGAACACAUUCGGGCAAAUGUCAAUUAAAAUUGCCAACUAUUUAUAGCUGCCAGAUGCGAAGCUAU